This is a messenger RNA of Salmo salar (Atlantic salmon), 5721 nucleotides long. The record is from RefSeq and is a predicted model, not a curated record. Lineage: Eukaryota; Metazoa; Chordata; Actinopteri; Salmoniformes; Salmonidae.
AUGUAAUUCCGAUUUAGAAAUUGAAUCCAAACAUUUCAUACUUAAACUUGACUGACAGGGUCAUAGUGAGGAGUAUAUAGGAGGGAGGGAGACUGGUGCCUAAGCCACUAUCGCUCGAGUCCUCCUUACAUAAUGUAGAUCUAGUGAAGUAAACCAGCGGGCUUUACAUCUUACGCACCAGGUUACAGGAGUUAUUCCGUUUUCAUUACACUAUUCAUAUUUGUUUGAAAAUAUAUAUUUGUUAUUACCUUCUUUUUUAUUAUUGGACAUCUAACGGAUUUUUUUAAAGGGAAUUUGCACUUUCACCCGGAGAUAUGAUACUCAGAAGUCUCAACUUGCUGCCGAUUUUAUUACUUUGCUCCUCAGCGCUACCUCAAGAUGGCGAGGUCACAUCGGAUGACGACACAACAUUUGACCUGUUUGAUAUUAGCGGUAUCACACGCAAGACUCUGGGCGCCAAGCAAUUCCGCGGCCAAGACACAGACAACCCUGCUUACCGCUUCAUCCGCUUCGACCAUUUGCCCUCAGUGAGCGCGCCCGUGCUCAAACAGAUACUUCAGCAAAUCCAGAACAAUGAGGGCUUCGUGUUCGUGGCCAGCAUGCGCCAGGACCGCGGAUCGCGAGGAACCCUCAUCGCCAUGGAAGACGCCAACGGCCAGCGGCAGUUUGAAAUAGUCUCCAAUGGUCGUGCCAACACGCUGGACCUUGUCUUCUGGGUGGACGGCUCCCAAAAUGUUGUCUCCUUCGAGGAUGUUGACCUGUCUGACUCGCAGUGGAAGAAUAUCACACUUCAUGUUCAUGGCGAAAACGCAAAUCUGUUUGUGGGCUGCAGUCUCAUCGACAGCUUCAUCUUGGAUGAGCCGUUCUACGAGCACCUGCAGGCGGAGGGGAGCCGAAUGUUCGUCGCUAAGGGAUCCAUCCGUGAAAACCACUUCAGGGGGUUACUGCAGAACGUUCGCUUCAUGUUCGACACACCCGUGGAUGACGUUCUUAGGAACAAGGGCUGUGAAGUCACUAAGCCAGAAGAGGCCAACACGGUGGUGAGUGAGAGCACAGACAUGGUGGAUGUGAGUUCCUCCACCGCCAUCACCACUAACUUCAUUGGCCAGAAGACAGAGAAUCUGGGAGCAGAUAUGUGUGAACGAUCCUGUGAGGAACUCAGCACCAUGUUUCAGGAGCUCAAAGGACUGCGGGUUGUAGUGGGGAACCUCAUUGACGGCCUGCAGAAAGUGACCGAGGAGAACACAAUGAUGAAGGACACUCUGGGAAAGAUAAAGACCUCCAAGGAGAAACACAUGUGCUGGCAGGAUGGACGGAUGUUUGAAGAUAAGGAGGACUGGGUGGUGGACAGCUGCACCACGUGUACCUGCCAGGACUCAAAGAUCGUGUGUCACCAAAUCACCUGUCCCCCUGUAGCCUGUGCUAGCCCCUCCUUCAUCGACGGAGAGUGUUGCCCUGUGUGUCUGCCCAAGGACAGUGAGGACGGCUGGUCCCCCUGGUCAGAGUGGACAGAGUGUACUGUCACCUGUGGGACAGGUACUCAACAGAGAGGACGCUCAUGUGAUGCCACCAGUAACCCCUGCUCUGGACCAUCCAUCCAGACCAGGAAAUGCAGCCUAGGAAAAUGUGACAGCCGAGUUCGUCAGGAUGGUAGGUGGAGCCUGUGGUCUCCAUGGUCAUCAUGUUCGGUGACGUGUGGCGAGGGUCAGAUCACCAGGAUACGCCACUGCAACGCCCCCACACCACAACUGGGGGGCAAAGACUGUGAGGGCCAGGGGAGAGAGACACAGCGCUGUGAGGCCAAGCCCUGUCCCAUUGACGGUGGUUGGGGACCGUGGUCGCCAUGGGCGAUCUGCUCGGCAACCUGUGGGGGUGGAGUUAAGGGUCGGACCCGUGUCUGUAACAGCCCCAAACCCCAGUACGGAGGCAAGAAGUGCCCCGGGGAGACCAACGACAGUAACGCCUGCAACAAACAGGACUGCCCUAUUGACGGCUGUCUGUCUAACCCAUGCUUUGGGGGAGUGGACUGUAACAGCGGCUCUGACGGAUCCUGGGAGUGUGGACCAUGCCCCCUUGGUUUCCGUGGCAACGGCACCCACUGUGAAGAUGUCAACGAGUGUGACAUUGUGUCAGAUGUCUGCUUUAAAGCAGGUGGAGCAUUGCGUUGCGUCAACACAGACCCAGGGUUCCACUGUCUGGCCUGUCCACCCCGCUACAAUGGAACACAACCCUUCGGUGUGGGGGUGGAGGCUGCCAGCAAGAACAAACAGGUUUGUGAGCCAGAGAACCCCUGCAAAGACAAGACCCACAACUGUCACCGUUCAGCUGAGUGUAUCUACCUUAGCCACUUCAGUGACCCCAUGUAUAAGUGUGAGUGUAGGAUAGGCUAUGCCGGGGAUGGCUUCAUCUGUGGAGAGGACUCUGACCUAGACGGAUGGCCCAAUCAGAACCUGGUGUGUGGCGCCAACGCCACCUAUCAUUGCAGGAAGGAUAACUGCCCCAACCUGCCUAACUCUGGACAAGAGGACUUUGACAAAGACGGCCAGGGAGAUGCUUGCGACAAGGAUGAUGACAAUGAUGCAAUUGUGGAUGAGAGAGACAACUGUCCUCUCCUGUAUAACCCCAGACAGUUUGACUUUGAUAAAGAUGAUGUGGGUGACCGAUGUGAUAACUGCCCCUACGAACACAACCCUGCCCAGAUUGACACUGACCACAACGGCGAAGGAGAUGCCUGUGCUGUCGACAUUGAUGGAGAUGAAAUCCCAAAUGAGCAAGACAACUGUCCGUACGUGUACAACAAUGACCAAAAGGACACUGACAUGGAUAGAGUGGGUGACCAGUGUGACAACUGUCCUCUACUACACAACCCUGACCAGGCUGACACAGACAAUGACCUUGUAGGAGACCAGUGUGACAACAACCAGGACAUUGAUGAAGACGGUCACCAGAACAACCUGGACAACUGUCCUUAUGUGGCCAACUCCAACCAGGCAGACCACGAUAAGGACGGCAAAGGGGACGCCUGUGACUUUGACGAUGACAAUGACGGUAUCCCUGACGAUAGAGACAACUGUAGAUUGACGCCCAACAAAGAUCAACUGGACUCUGAUGGCGACGGUAGAGGAGACGCCUGCAAAGACGACUUUGACAACGACAACAUCCCAGACAUCCUUGAUGUGUGUCCUGAGAACAACGCCGUCACCGUCACAAACUUCCAGAAGUUUCAGAUGGUCCACCUGGACCCCAAGGGAACCACGCAGAUCGACCCCAACUGGGUGGUUAGGCAUCAGGGCAAGGAGCUGGUGCAGACCGUCAACUCUGACCCGGGCAUCGCUGUUGGCUUUGAUGAGUUCAACGCGGUGGACUUCAGUGGUACGUUCUAUGUGAACACGGACCGGGAUGACGACUACGCUGGUUUCGUGUUCGGCUACCAGUCGAGCGGCCGCUUCUACGUGGUGAUGUGGAAGCAGAUCACUCAGACCUACUGGGAAGACAAACCCUCCAAGGCCUUCGGUAUCUCUGGUGUCUCCCUGAAGGUGGUCAAUUCAACCACAGGCACAGGGGAGAACCUGAGAAACGCCCUGUGGCACACAGGCAACACUAAAGAUCAGGUGCGCACUCUUUGGCACGAUCCCAAAAACAUUGGCUGGAAGGAUUACACAGCCUACAGGUGGCACCUCAUCCACAGACCCAAGACUGGUUUCAUCAGGGUUGUGGUUUAUGAAGGGAAACAGAUCUUGGCAGACUCAGGACCAGUGUACGACAAGACGUUUGCUGGAGGACGGUUAGGCCUGUUUGUGUUCUCCCAGGAACUGGUCUUCUUCUCCGAUCUCAAAUACGAGUGCAGAGAUGAGCUGGAGUUUCCAACUGUGUUGUCCAUCAGGUAACAAUCAUAAAGAGAUAACUGAACAGCGUUGGAUGUGAAGACUUUAAAUGGCUAAAGACACUAAACCUCAUAACCUGUUCACCAGCCUAUUGCUGAGUCGCUCAUCAUUUCAACCAAAAAAAUGGAGCUUCAACUUCAGCCCUCCCAAGUCUUUUUGCCUCUAACUUUCCAUUGAAGGGGCAGCCAUGGCCCUUUGCAGUUGUUCUGAGUGCCUUAUGUGAAAAGACAUUUCCUUGAGAAGUGAAAACAGAUGACAAGUGGACAAAUGAAAAAAAACGAAGUAACUGAUGUUGACAACAUAUUAUAGGGAUUCUUUGAACAACCACUUUUGUGCUUUUCUCCUAACUUUCUACAGCUUUACAUUAACAAAAGUAAAUAUAAAAUGAUUGUUACUCGAUAAAUAUUGAUAUUCUUGCUGGAAUAGAGAGCAACUUGGUACAGUAAAGGUGUCUAGGUCGCCCAGCAACUAGAGGUCUUUGUAUUGACCUCAGCAGUUUCAGCCAUACAGUGAAAAAUGUGAUCAAAUGUAAUAUUAACUGCCAAAUAUCUGCCAAACUCUUAAUUGAUACCAAAGCAUACUGAUGUAUGUUGCUGACUUAAACAAAGUUAUAUUUUGUAUUGUUUCUUAUGCCAUCCUGAACUAAGGGUCUUCAGUUACCCAUUUAAAAUGUUUGUCAAACUCUAAGAAGGUUGACCUUGAGACCGUUUUAUAGCAUUUUAAAGUACUUUGGGAUGUUUAUACUAAGUUUGUACUAUACUUUCUUCUGUAAAUUAUUAUCGUGAGUUUAUGUCUUGUUUGUUUUGUUUGUUAGAGAUUGUAAAUAAUUAAUUUAUUUGUUUACACUGACGAAAUUUCACAAUUGAAGUACAACAGAAAAAUCGUUGGAUAUCAACAUCAAAAUGUCUCAAACAUCAAGAUAAAAUAGACUAUCACAAGCUUUGUGCACUAUGCAGUGUUAUGUCAUGUAUUACUUGAUUCAUAUGUUCACUAAUUCCCCAAGAGAGGCCCUAUCCUCACUCAAAACAAUGCAGUGGUUUCAAGAGGAGCAGUUGUAGUAGUUUGGGUUCGUUGUAACUCCCUAUUCCAAUACCCCUCUAGCAUCCCACUUCGAGAGAAUCAAGCAAUAUAUUGUACAUGCAUUCUAAGUAGUAUGCUAGUAUGGACAUUGGAACAUAGCCUUAAGUGUUGAUGUAAGAGUGCUACAUUCAUGUAAGGGCAAAUGUCAUGUUUGGGGUUAGUUGUAGUAGUAGUAGUAUGUGUGAGAGAGCAACAAUGAUUAUUAUGUUAACGGUUCACAGCAUCCUUGACCACGACAGCUGCUGGUCUGAGGUUUGAGUGUGUAUGCCUGGUGUGACGGGGCAUUUCAGAUGGGACACAAUGAAAACACUUGACUUUAUGUCAAUGUAAAUGUGUCGUUCACGUGGAAACAGGUGGUCAUGAGAAGAGAACUUUCUGUUUUGAAUGAGUGAAACGUUUAACCAGAUGAAUCUAUUCAAACAUUUAACCAUUCUAGAAUCUAUUCAAAAAUCAAGUAAAAAUGUUUCUUGUAACUUUUGGUUGAAUUAUAUGUAUCAAGGAUAUUUGCAAUGUAUAGCUUUUAAGUUGUCAUCAGUCUGCAUAGCAUUAAUUGUUGUCAAAUUUAGUUUUCGUUGUUAAUAACUAGCUUUGUUAUAUUUUGUGAGGGAUAUUUCAAUGCACAAAUGUAAAAAAAAAAAAAGAAAAAAAAAAGGUAUUUGUUGUUAAAUUUACCAUUAUUAGUUGUGGAGGAGUCGUCAUGUAUGUGUUCCACUUAAAAGAGAUGAUCUUAUUUCCUAAAUAAAUUGUUUGUACACCA